AUGGAUAGACCAAUAGUAGCAAAGGCUAAAAGACCUGAACUCGUAAAAUUAGAUAUAUUAAAAAGCAAAGAAAAUGCUAUUUGGCUAAUGAAAAAUUUAAUAGUUAGUAAAGAAAAGAUAAAAUUAGAAAUAGUUGAAAUUAAUUCAGAAAAAAUUUUCUUCAAAACCACCUAUCCGUGGGCUUUUUGUCUGAAUGCGAACCAAGAAAAUAAAAUUCAUUAUUACUCACUUCCUAAUAACUUUUACAAUCAGCAAAAAUUAAAAAAGUUAUUUCCCAAUUAUGAUUUUCCUACGGCAGGAGAAAAUAAUAAUACUUUUUCGCUCACUACUUCUAAUUUACAAUUAAGAGAUUAUCAAAAAAAAGAUAUUGAAUUUCUUAGCCAACUAAAAAGUGCGGCAAUUUUUAAUACUUUUAAAACUGAUAGUUCUUAUUUCCAAAAAUUAAAAAAGAGAAAAGCCAGUAAUAAUUCUUAUGGCGUAAUCAUUGACGAAGCCCAUUUUUUACGUAAUUAUCAAUCGCAACAAAAAAUAUUAGCCAAGUUAAAAACUUUAACUCUUUACCCACCAGCUUUUGGUUUUAAAUGCCAAGGGACCCACCUGUUAAAGGAAAAAAAAAUAGAGUUGGGGAUUAUUACUGGUCAAACCGCUUACCAAGAGAAACAAAAAUUUAUUCAACAAUUUCAAAAGCAAGAACUUAAUAUUUUACUGUGUAAUAUUCAGGCAGCGGGAAUGGGAUUAAAUUUGAGUCAAGCCGAUACAAUUAUUUUCGCGGACCGUAGUUAUUCGCCGGCUGAUAACGAACAAGCCGAAGCCCGCUUUUUACCCACUAAUAGUCAAGAAAACCAACAAGUUCGUUUAGUAAUUGAUUUAAUUUGUAAAGGAAGCAUUGAUGAAAAAAUAAAGAAAUUAUUAAAAAGAAAAGAAGAUAUAAUUAGAGUGCUUAAUGAUAAUCCGGAAUAUUUUUUUAGUUAA
Messenger RNA from Entrophospora sp. SA101, 972 nucleotides. The record is from the annotation of a GenBank genome assembly. Lineage: Eukaryota; Fungi; Glomeromycota; Glomeromycetes; Entrophosporales; Entrophosporaceae.